Messenger RNA from Sardina pilchardus (European sardine), 2432 nucleotides. Its product is annotated as tyrosine-protein kinase ZAP-70. Lineage: Eukaryota; Metazoa; Chordata; Actinopteri; Clupeiformes; Clupeidae. Gene Ontology annotation, molecular function: non-membrane spanning protein tyrosine kinase activity; ATP binding. The transcript has 12 exons. The record is from RefSeq and is a predicted model, not a curated record. Gene Ontology annotation, biological process: protein phosphorylation; intracellular signal transduction. Gene Ontology annotation, cellular component: cytoplasm. The coding region runs from base 362 to 2182 and encodes 606 amino acids.
GACACACAGAGCUGUGUGACACUCCUCCACUGCAGAGCUUAGAAGCCUGGAACGAGGGAGACGCAGCUCCUCAGUAGACAAAAUAAGCGAGAGAUCCCUCUCUUCUCUCUCUCUCUCUCUCUCUCUCCCUCUCUCUCCCUCUAUCCCUCCCUCACAGCGGCCUGCAGAGGUCAAGAGUUUCCUUGCGGGGCUCCAAGGCCUCGUUCUGAGGGUUUGUGGUCCUCUGUGUGAGUGUGUGUUCUCUGAGAGUGUGUGUGUGUGUGUCCUCUGUGAUCAAGUGUGUCGUCUCUGUGAGUGAGUGUGUGUGUGUCCCCUUCUGUGUGUGUGUGUGUGUGUGUGUGUUUGUGUGUGCGUGCUGACGAUGUCGGACCCGGCGACCGAGCUGCCCUUCUACUUCGGCAGCAUCAGCCGUGCGGAGGCGGAGGACCACCUGAAGCUGGCGGGCAUGGCGGACGGCCUCUUCCUGCUGCGCCAGUGCCUCCGCAGCCUGGGCGGCUACGUGCUGUCGCUGGUCUGGGACCUGCAGUUCCACCACUACCCCGUGGAGAAGCAGAUGAACGGCACCUACUGCGUGUCCGGCGGCAAGCCCCACUGCGGGCCGGCCGAGCUGUGCGAGUACUACAGCAAGGACGCGGACGGGCUGGUGUGCCCCCUCAAGAGGCCCUGCCUGCGCGCCCCCGAGAACCCCAUCCGCCCCGGCGUCUUCGACACGCUCCGCGACAACAUGCUGCGCGAGUACGUCAGGCAGACCUGGCACCUGGAGGGAGAGGCCAUGGAACAGGCCAUCAUCAGUCAGGCUCCUCAGCUGGAGAAGCUGAUUGCAACCACCGCCCACGAGAAGAUGACCUGGUUCCACGGAAAGGUCGCCCGUCAGGAGGGCGAGAGACGCCUCUACUCCGGCAUCCAGCCCGACGGCAAGUUCCUGGUAAGACAGAAAGAAGGCACUGGCACCUUCGCGCUCUCUCUCAUGUACGGGAAAACCGUCUACCAUUACCAGAUCCAGCUGGACAAAUCAGGAAAGUACUUCAUGCCAGAGGGAACCAAGUUCGACACCGUGUGGCAGCUGGUGGAGUAUCUGAAGAUGAAACCUGACGGACUGGUCACGGUACUGAAGGAUCCGUGUGUGAACCGCAGUAACGCCAGUGCAGUCGCUACUCCCGUUGUACCGCAGUACAAGAGGCAGCCAGGAUCAAAUGGAUACACACCGCCUCCCCGUGUGAACUCCAUUGCGGACGAGCCUCGGCGGGCCAUGCCCAUGGACACCAGCGAGUUCACGAGCCCGUACGACGACCCCGAGGAGCUGAAGGAGAAGAAGCUCUUCCUGAAGAGGGAGCAGCUGAUGAUUGACGAGGUGGAGCUGGGCUCCGGGAACUUUGGCUGCGUCAAGAAAGGCGUCUACAAGAUGAGGAAGAAGCACCUGGACGUGGCCAUCAAGGUUCUGAAGAGCGAGAACGAGAAGGGCGUGAAGGACGAGAUGAUGCGUGAGGCGGAGAUCAUGCACCAGCUGGACAACCCCUACAUCGUGCGCAUGAUCGGCCUGUGCGAGGCCGAGUCCCUCAUGCUCGUCAUGGAGAUGGCCCCCGCCGGCCCACUCAACAAGUUCCUCUCCAGCAAGAAGGACCAGUUGACGGCGGAGAACGUGGUGGAGCUGAUGCACCAGGUGUCUCUGGGGAUGCUGUACCUGGAGCAGAAGAACUUCGUGCACCGAGACCUGGCCGCCCGCAACGUGCUGCUGGUCAACCAGCACUACGCCAAGAUCAGCGACUUCGGCCUGUCCAAGGCCCUGGGCGCCGACGACAACUAUUACAAGGCCCGCUCGGCUGGGAAGUGGCCGCUGAAGUGGUACGCCCCAGAGUGCAUCUGCUUCCACAAGUUCUCCAGCAAGAGUGACGUGUGGAGCUUCGGCGUGACCAUGUGGGAGGCCUUCUCGUUCGGAGGGAAGCCUUAUAAGAAAAUGAAAGGCCCGGAGGUGAUUAGUUUUAUUGAGAGUGGCAGUCGAAUGGACAACCCAACAGGAUGCCCUGACAUUAUGUACAAGGUCAUGCUGGACUGCUGGAUCUACAAGCAUGAGGAUAGGCCCUGCUUUGCCAAGGUGGAGGAGCGUAUGCGGACCUACUACUAUUCCAUCUCCAAUAAGACUUCCUUGGAUGCCGUGCCCGGGGUCACGGAUCCUGUCGCUUAGCGCUGCCCGCUGCCCUCUGAGUUAUGUGCCAUGGCAAUCUGUAGCACUGUUAUGUUAUGUAGCCAAUGCCAGCUAGCAAACCAUUUACGAACCAUGAGUCUGAAGCCAUGUCCUCAUUAAAUGCUUGGUUUAAUUGCUCUUUUUACAGCUCAUGAAUUGAGUUUCUUGCUUGGUAGGCACUAAAACAAAUGAAAAGGUCGGCACAUUUUUGCUUUUCAAAUAAUACUGUUUUACUGAAUAAAGGAAAGAA